CUUUAUUUGCGUCCAUCCGGGCCGCCGUAGUCACGCUGCAGGUUUUUCCAUCAUGGCUGCGUCCAUCACUCACCCUGCGCUGUCCUCCUUAUACAAAAUAAACUCUAAUAUUAAUGGAAUAUACAGCUUAAUUUCAUUCAACAGGAGGAUUUCAAUCUCCUCUGUCCGCUCAUCCAGCGCUGUGGCCACAGAAACCGAAGCCUCAGGCCGAGGUGUUCGGGGUCAGCGGAGGUCAAAGAGACAGGCUGGGGAGCCCAGGAGCGAGCGGAUGGCUGUGGAUCAGGACUGGACAGCUGUUUAUCCCACUGCAGCGUCGUUCAAACCGGCCGCCGUUCCUCUGCCGGUGCGGAUGGGAUAUCCCGUGAAGAGAGGAGUACCACCUGCCAAGAAGGGCAACCUGGAACUGAUAAAGAUCCCAAACUUUUUACACUUAACCCCUGUUGCUAUUAAGAAGCACUGUGAGGCCCUGAAGCAGUUCUGUACGGAGUGGCCGUCUGCCCUGGACUCGGAUGAGAAAUGCAUGAAGCGUUUCCCAAUCCAGGUGCAGAGCAAGGAGUUCGUAUCGGCUGGAUUGUCACUGCGAAACCCAGACGCGAGAAUAGUGACACUGAAGGUGAAGCUGUCCAGCUUGAAUCUGGAUGAUCACGCCAGAAAGAAGAUGAUCAAACUCAGUGAAGAGCGAUACUGCAAAGACACCGACACACUCACCAUCACCACAGACAGUUGCCCACUGAGGAAGCAGAAUUAUGAUUAUGCCAUGUACCUCCUCACCGUGCUUUACCACGAGUCCUGGAAAACUGAGGCGUGGGAGCAGGAAAAGACGCGUGCGGAUAUGGAGGAGUACGAGUGGGAAGACAGUCCGUCCCAAAAGAAGGUUCUGGACACCCUCCUGCGCAUGCGAGCGCUUGGAGCGAAGGAUGAGGUGGAGGAGGGAACCAGGGAGGAGCUGCUGGGGCAGCCGGUGGUGCAGGAGUACAGAGACACCAUGCUCAGGCUGAAGAACGAGGGAGAGACCGAGGAAAAUCUGCACAAGUAUAAAGAGGCUGUGAAGAAGCUCUUUAAUAUCUGAGCUGCCUUAUAGAGAAUAUACAUGUAGAAUUGCAUAUUAAAAAUGUGUUGGGGAAAACUAAAAGCACUAAGGUGGCGUUUUUUCCACCAGUGAGCCAUGCAAUGUUCUCAUCAUUUUGAUGUUUUUUUUUUUAUUAUAUGCAAAAGUCUGCUAUAUUCACGAAAAAUAAAUUAAUGACAAUUAAUGGGCAACCUUAA
Messenger RNA from Carassius auratus (goldfish), 1266 nucleotides. It is a transcript of the gene mrps35, whose product is annotated as mitochondrial ribosomal protein S35. Gene Ontology annotation, cellular component: mitochondrial small ribosomal subunit. The record is from RefSeq and is a predicted model, not a curated record. The coding region runs from base 53 to 1069 and encodes 338 amino acids. The transcript has 8 exons. Gene Ontology annotation, biological process: mitochondrial translation. Gene Ontology annotation, molecular function: structural constituent of ribosome. NCBI's taxonomy places the organism in Eukaryota, Metazoa, Chordata, Actinopteri, Cypriniformes, Cyprinidae.